UACUUCUGUUAUGCUUUUUAUAUCAUGCAUCCUGAAGUUUUACUAUAAUUUUUAUUUAGCCAUAUUAUUUUAAAAGGUUAUGCGCGACAAACAACUUUUUUAUUCUGAUUUUGAUCAUUAUUGCUUCCUUUACUGUCUUUAGUAAAUAUUGUUUUUCACUAUUGGAUAUUAACUUGUACAAAAAUAAGCGUCGCCCUUCUUUUUAUAUUUGUUAGCAAUUUUAUAACAUUAAAUAUAUUUUUCUAGAUUUAUGAUUUAGUUAAUGUUUUAUUUGAUAGUAUUCUAAUCAGCAUUAUAUUUGCAAAUCAUAUAUGAUUGACAACUUAAAGGUUUAUUCGCGAUUGGUGAAAUGUUUUCAUUGGCUGAAUACUCGACUUUUGUCAUGUGAUCGUUCCCUAUUUAUGUUAAUAUCAGUGAUACUGACUCGAAAUCUUGUGGCAAAACAAUAACAAACUGUAUUUUACGAUUGGAUUGUAUGAAUUUUCGGUGCGUAACUGAAGAGAGUAGUGCAAGAGUAAACAGCAAUAUAUAUCUUUGUUUGUAAUAUUUUUUGCUAAACCUGGAAGAAGGUUGAAUUUACUACAGGCACCAAGAUCAGAAAACUUUUUGAGUCAAUGUUGUUGGCUAGGAAAAAUAUUUGCUGACGAAAGUCAUGGUCGUUCCAUUUGAGGGUGGUGAAUAUGUAUACUAUGUAAUUGUGCAGAUUGAGAAUUGUUACUAAUUAACAAUAUUACGGAAUAUGCAAACCAAUUGAAUCCUCGUAUUAGACAGCAAUAUUUAUGUAAACUAUAAAGGGAAUCUGUAAACAUAUACGGAUACCUAAUUUAUUUUUGUCUUUAGAUUUGAACUUAACCAUCGGAUAUAUUUUAUUUUCGUUUGAAAAUUUAAAAUUAAGAAUUUAUAUUGUAAAAUAUAUAGAGUUCAAUAUUUAGAAAAAAAAAAACAAACUGAUUUAUGUAUUGAUGGGAGAAUCUGGAUAUAUUGAAUUAUUUUCGGAGAUUAAAACUAGCUCAAUGGAUGGAAUAAUAAAACAAGAACCAAAUCAAGAAAUGGGUCCUUCCUCAGCAUCAGUACCUAUACCAGGAGGACACAGAAGUGCUCGGGGUGUAUAUGAACAAUUUUCACCAUCUCCAUUGACAUCAAUAUGGCCCAAUAGAUCUGAUCACAUAGAAUCACCAUUUAAAGUAGAUUCCGAACAGUUAGAUGAUUUUUUUAAAACGGAGAAAUGGGAAGAUGAUGACAUAUUACAAGUAGAUAAAGCAGAUCUUAUACAAGGACCUACGCUUGCUGAAUUAAAUGCAAAUGACGAUACUCUCCUUGGUGAUUUAAAUUUUGAUGAUUUACUUUUACCAGAAGAAAGAGUUCAACCAUUUAAAAUGGAUGUUAAUGUAGCUCAAUCAGUUGGUCCAUUGUUUAAUGAUAACAAUGUUGUAUUUGCUCCAAGUAGUUUCCCGCAAUCUGGAUCAACAUAUCGUAAUAUUUGCCCUACAUAUUUAAAUACACAUGGACUCAAUUUGAACAUAAAUAUCAAUGUUGCUGACAAUUUGGAAACAAUUAGCCCCAAUGCUUUUCCAAGUCCAGGAACUAGUAAUAUUGCAGGUAGUUCAACUGCAAGUUCCUCAACAUCUCUACAUCCUACAAACAAACCUAAUGGGCAGUCUGCUCUUCAUGAAUUGUUAAUGAGACGUUGUGAUAAUUCUUUUGAUAAUUCCACUCAUGGUCAGAUGGAUGUUGAGUGCACGAGUAAUAAGUCUAAAGUUUCUAGACUAUCCAUGUCUGCACCAACCCGGACAAUGGCGUUAGACCAAAUUUGGGCUCGUAGAGAACCACGUCCACAUUUAUUAAGUACUGGUAGCCUUGGUGUUGUUGAAGCUGGCUCAACAAGUAGUUUAAGUACUGGAGGUGCACUUAGUCCAGAUCCACUCUAUCAUAUUGAUCCUCUUAGCCAUGAUGAAGGUUAUGAAGAUAGUGAUGAUGACAGUGAUCACUAUGAUGAUUACAGUAGUGAUAAUGAUACCGGUGGUAGCGAUGGUGAAGAUCAAAACACUGGAAGUAGAGUAGGAGGUGGUAGUAUAGAUUCAAAUCGAGAUAGUAAACAUAGUAAGAAAGAACGAUAUUUUUGGCAAUAUAAUGUUCAAGCAAAAGGGCCAAAAGGACAAAGGCUUGUGGCAAGAGCACGUCUUGAAGAUCCACAUAUUUUAAAUGAAGCCACAGAUCCUGUUUUUAGUCCUCAUUGUGCGCUUCGUGGAAUUAAACACAGUGGAAAAGCUCGAAAAGGUGAUGGAAAUGAUCUUACUCCAAAUCCACGAAAAUUAUAUAGUAUUGGUCGUGAAUUGGAUAAAUUAUCUCGUAUUAUUAAUGAUAUGACACCAGUUUCUGAGUUACCAUUUACAGCAAGACCCAAAACGCGCAAGGAAAAAAAUAAACUUGCUUCAAGAGCAUGCCGUUUAAAGAAGAAAGCUCAACAUGAAGCAAAUAAAAUAAAAUUACAUGGAUUAGAACAGGAACACAAACGUUUAAUUCAAGGUAUAUGCCAGGCUAAGCAAACGCUCGCUGCAAAAUUAACAGAACCUAAUCCCGAAAAUCAAGAAGAGUUGACACGUCAAAUGGAAAAAUACUGUAAAUUAGCUACCAAAAUACGAAUAGCAAAUCAUUCAACCGAAUUUGUUAAUAAAGUAUUGGAUAAAGUACGUUCUGGUGUCCCUGAUGGUGGUAUCGAUGACUUCUAAUACACGACAGUUAUUUGCUAAAAAUGUUCAUACGUGCGCAUAAAAUAUGCGAGAAGGAAACGAUGUGUAUAAAACAUAAAUUCAUCGUAAAUCAUGAAUUGAAUGCUUCUCAUGGAAAUCGAAAACCAAAAAUGGAAAGUAAGAAUAUUGAUAAUUUGAUUUUAAAUAUAGUUUUAUUAUUUACAAUCAGUUAACAAACAAUAGAUGAUUAUUGUCAGUGUUUUAUAGCAUUGGUUGCGAAUAAUUUUAACAUAGGAUACAUUUGUAUUUUGUGUAAUAGAGUAUUAUUUUGUGACACUAUUUACCAAGAGUACAGAUUUUGGUUACACAUUUCUUUUAUAUAAAGUUGUAUACGUUGCACACGCUAUUAGUUUUUGAUUAAAUCUGUGAUAAUUUUGUUAAAUAAUUAUCAAUGAGUUUUUAGUGGAAUAUAUAUAGUCCAUAUCAAAGCAGUACAAAAGCUUUUAACUUUCUAGAAUGUUUGGUUAGUAGAAUUGGUUCAAAUUGAACAAUUUGAAAUGUACCAUCGAUUCUCUCUCGCUAAACACUGCAUUCCUAUUUCCUAUCUCUGCUUUUUCCUCUUUUAUUAUGUGUAUAUAUCUUUAUAUAUGUUUUGUAUGUGUGCGUGUGUAUACGCGUAUGUGCAUAUGAAGUAAAAAACAAAGUGCUGAAUAUCGCAGUAUUAUUCCAUAUAGUCAUUGUAAAAUAAUAAUCGUAAAUCAUUUUAAAUUUGAGAAGGAACUUGGAUUUUUUUCUGUUUUUCUUUACAUGAUGGAAAGAACGUAUUCACUAAUAAAUUAGCAAUUAAAUUGUAUAUUACAUAUUCCCUAAUUUCUAUUUUGUAAUGUAAAUCUUUCUUAUGUUUUAAUCUGGAAUAAUAUUGCGAAUUUGAGUCAAUUUUUUUUAGUACAUGUAUAUAUACAUACUUGUUAUCUUGUACAUAGAACUUUUUUAUGAUACAUGAAACAUUUGUUAAGAUCACAAGGAAAAUGAUGAUACUAUUACUUCCCAAACAAAUGAAAAAAUAUAUUAAUUUUAUCAAGGAAUGAAGCAUCAUUUAGGAUUUAUGAUGAAAUAUUAUAUAACAAGUAAAGUUUUGUCUUUUUUGGUUUUAAAUAAUAAACAAAACGAAAUUUUUAACUAUACUAGAAGUCAAAUUUACUGAUAAAUCGUGAAAAAUCAUGAGUUGUAGGUAAUUGUCACAAUGAAUUUAUAAACAAAAUUUCGCUUUCAUCUUUAUGUAACAAUAUGCUUCUUUCGCGUUUUGGUUUUGCAAUGAAAUUACCUCUUUGAUCAAUAUAUUUAGCCUCUGGUAUAAUAAUGAACAAGAUAUAAUAUUGAUAUGACAAGAAAUCAAGGCAAUGUUAAUUUUUAAAUAGUUAUAUAGAUUGUUAUUUGUAAAUAUUUUUUAAAUUUUCACUAACAGAUUUAUAUCUUUUCUUCUGGAUGUUAUUUUGCACUUACAAUUAAAUACUAUAUUUUCAUAACAUGUAAAACAAAAAAUAGUCUAUUAUAUCUAACAAGCUUCCACAACAUGAUAUAUAUACAUAGUAUAUUUAUAACUGUAUUUAUAAUAUAUUACUUAACAUAAUUUUGUUUCAUAGUUUUUUCAUAGUUUCUAAAUACGUGUGAAUAUUAUACAUAGUACAAUAUGUAUAAAGAAAUAUUGUUAUACCUUUAAAAUACUGUUUUAAUGUUUUCAUAUAUUUUUAAACAUAUACACCACGAAAUCGUUUCAAAAUUAAUUCGGUACAUUACAAUAAUAAAAUAAAUUCACACAGACUUAUUUGAUUUGAUACUGUUUUUAAGUUACAAAUAGUACUGCGCUAAAACAUAUGAAGUGAAAAUUUACAAAUAAUGUUCAAUUUCAAUAUGUGUAAUCUUCAUAACUGUUCUAAAAAUACUUCCAAAUUUAAUAAGCUAAUUGAAUAUAGCAUGACAAGAAAAGUUGACAGAAUAUGAAAACCUACAAUUAGCAUCUAUAAGGUGGAUACUACAUCGAGGUGCAACAUAUUUAUUUUAAAUUUGAUGUGAAAACAAUAGAUAGAUAUUAUUUUUUUAAGGAUAAAGCAAUUUGUAAUUUGAAAAGCUUAAAUGGUACGUGCGUUUAUUUGAACUAAUUUCAUUAUUUUGAAGAGCAGGAUCUAUAUCUGAACUGUCUUUUAUGUUUUAACUUAUAUCCUGUAUAUAUCAUAUCUCCAUAUGCGCACGCGCUCACACCACAAAGAUAUGCGUGAUUUAUUUGGGAACAUUGGAAUGUUUUGUGAGUAAUAUAAAUGUACAUUUAUCAUCUUAAAAUAAUAUAACAUAAAAAAAGCAUAUUAAGUGAUGACGAUAGAUUUUCUUAUAGGAGCAUGUUUGAAACAAACCCCAAAAGUUUAUAAAAAUUUUAUAAAUUAUAUAGUCUUAUCUAUAAUAUGAUAGCACUAAUUUGAAAUAAAUUUGAAGAUGAAAUAAUAAUAUUCAACGUCACAAAAGAUUACAAGUUAGACUUCAAAAACUCAGAUGCAUAUAAACAAUGAGCCUUUAAAUAAUUUCAAACUUUCUUAAUCACAUUCUAGAUAUAUAUUGAAUUAUUUACUUUAAUUAUGUUCAUUAUGUUCAAUAACUAUAUGUAUGCGUAUUGUUGUCCGUAUUUGGAUAGAUGCUACUAUAUAUCACAAUUACUAAAGUAUAGGUUAUUUUGUUUAACAAAAUUAAAUUGAAAUCUUUUUAGGUUCUUAAAAAAAAUUGUUUCAGCUACAGAGAAUAUAUCUUUUCAUAUCAAAUAGCUUUUGCACCAGUUGCUUACAAAUUGUUACAAUGUUCUCAGAUAAAUUAGUUACGCUAUAUACGCAUUAAAAUUAGUUGUGAUUUAAUAUUAACAAAUACAUAUUUUUUAUGAUUUUAUUUAAUUAAUGUUAAAGUUUGUAAUGAAUAGUUUUCUAAAUAAUUAUAUAACUUGUUUUUUUGCUAUUAAUACGAUUUUUUUGUUUUAAUUUAUAAUUAUAAUUUAUAAAAUACUCUCUGUGGUUCAGUUAAUAUUGAAAGUACUGAAAAGUGCUUUCAAAUAUAUAUUUUUAUGACUUUUAUAUAAUUAAAUUAAUCAACAUUGUUACAAGUAGUUACAUAUUGAUGUGAUUCUAAUUGGAUGAAGCAAGUGGUAGAAGGGUAAUUAGCAUGUUUUAAGCGUUUUAAGUGUUAUAAAAUAUAUCUCACUGUUAAGAUUUAA
Bombus huntii is the source of this 5940-nucleotide messenger RNA. RefSeq lists its product as uncharacterized. The record is from RefSeq and is a predicted model, not a curated record. Gene Ontology annotation, cellular component: nucleus. Bases 963 to 2729 code for a protein of 588 amino acids. Gene Ontology annotation, biological process: response to unfolded protein; regulation of transcription by RNA polymerase II. Lineage: Eukaryota; Metazoa; Arthropoda; Insecta; Hymenoptera; Apidae. Gene Ontology annotation, molecular function: RNA polymerase II transcription regulatory region sequence-specific DNA binding; DNA-binding transcription factor activity, RNA polymerase II-specific. The transcript is spliced from 6 exons.